This is a messenger RNA of Talaromyces amestolkiae, 387 nucleotides long. RefSeq lists its product as uncharacterized. The record is from RefSeq and is a predicted model, not a curated record. The coding region runs from base 1 to 387 and encodes 128 amino acids. Lineage: Eukaryota; Fungi; Ascomycota; Eurotiomycetes; Eurotiales; Trichocomaceae. The transcript has a single exon.
AUGCAGACUGUCAGGAUACAAACCUUCAUCCCUGAUCCCCCUCAACACCCACCGGGGCAUAAUCUCUUUCCUCUUACAACUCUUCCCAUCCACCACAAGACACCCCUUCCCACCAGAUUUACACUCGAGAUGCCUCCUUCUCCUUUCCAUAAUCUUUCUCACAGUCUUGCUCCUACAAAACGACGCAUCCGUCCUCAACGAGCAAUCCUCGUUGCGCGGACACUCGAGUUUAUGCUCAAAUCGCCAGAGCAGCCAGUCAAUCUUGGAGUGGACGCCAGUGUAUACGACGGCAUAGAAGUGGCGGUUGGUAUGUUUGAGGGCGAGCGCGUCUGGGUAGGAGAGGUAGGAGGAUAUGUGCAUGUGGAGUUCGGUGGGGAGGGAUGUUAG